This is a messenger RNA of Lytechinus pictus (painted urchin), 1317 nucleotides long. RefSeq names its product mucin-2-like. The transcript has 11 exons. The record is from RefSeq and is a predicted model, not a curated record. NCBI's taxonomy places the organism in Eukaryota, Metazoa, Echinodermata, Echinoidea, Temnopleuroida, Toxopneustidae. Bases 85 to 1317 code for a protein of 410 amino acids.
CUAGCUAUUUUGAAAAUUUGUUAGCUGUUAAAAACUUGGAUUAAUAUUUUUUGAGUUUUCAUUCGGAGAGCUUUCUCAACUUACAUGAUGGGGCGUAUCCCCGGUAUUUCGUUUAUCAUUUUUAUGGUAUCAUACGUCAUCAUCCUGCAAUUGAAAGACAGCACUCCUAAACUGUUGAGGCAGUGUGAAAAGGGUGACAAGAGUAUAACUUUCGAGUUAUCAUGCCCUACAGACUACAAUAUCAUCGUUACUACUGGUAUCUGUGUGCGCGUACAAGAUUGUGAUCAUUUUGAUGCAUCUUUCUCGUCAUCUUGUAAUGGGGACAAGUCUGGAUCCUGGGGUUUCCUUUGUUCCUUUUUUAACCCAUGCAUUAUAACGUGUACGGGGUCGACACACUGCUCCGGCGAUCAAUCAUACGUUUAUGUGGAAUAUCACUGUGAAUGGGCUGGGGACGGCGAUCCCCCGGCUGGAGUAAAGACUACUCCUGAGACGACUAAAGGGCUGACAGCUACAACACCAGAACCUGUUACAAAACCGUCGGGUCUUCAAGAGAAAACCUCAACUACCCCUACAAGAAUUGUAACAAUGACCAGUCCCCCGACCACAGAGGUACUAUCUACUGAGGCCACCACUCUAGCCGUACCAACAACUUAUGCGCAGAGAACUACUGGAUCCACCACGCCUGAAAUCACUACGACCUCUACUACAGCACAACGACCGUCAACGCAACCCACAGUGACAUCAGAAUCGAUGACGUCAGAAUCAGUAAACCAAUCACAGCCCUCGAUGCAAGAAAAGACAACUAUCACCACUCCCAUUACAAAUGGAACACAAAGUCCGGAUGUACUCAACGUUACCCAAAAAUCUCUUGAAGAGAUUCUUACAGCUUGCUUUGAUAACGCCACCGAGGGGGAAUCGAGCGCGAAACCUUUCCGACCAUUGUCAUUCUCAACUCCGAGUGAGACCGAAACAGACCGACUGACUGUAAGCUUCUACUCGCCAUUUCUACAAACCAAACCAGUCAAGGUGGCCAUCGAGGCUUUCCAGGACCCCAAACCGGGCUGUGACACAAGUCCUGCAUCGAGCACUUCAACGACCCCGUCAUCGGCCGGCGGUAAAGCCUCCGGAUCGUCGCUGUCGUUGAACUCCGUGGUCAACGUAACCGUGUACUGCUACAACGGCGCUCCCUUACGCCUACGAGAAGGGGAAUACGUGGAUGUCGUCUUUCCCGCCAAAAUUGUAUGUAGAGUAGUCUUCAGUGGCGUUUUGUGGCGUAAUGAGCAAACAAAAAUGAGGGGGCACAACUUGACGUUUUGA